This is a messenger RNA of Darwinula stevensoni, 1745 nucleotides long. Lineage: Eukaryota; Metazoa; Arthropoda; Ostracoda; Podocopida; Darwinulidae. The record is from the annotation of a GenBank genome assembly.
UUUCUAGUUGUCCAGCCAGUGUUGGUAUCAUUAUGGCAUUGACAAGGCGGGCAUUCACAAUCCUGAAACUCACAUCAAAUCAAUCCCUAUGCCGAUUGACACGAAACGCUUCUGCGCACAGUAAAAUUGGGGAUAGAGAAGUUGUUGGCUUUGGCUUCAAUGGUGAGGCAAGCUAUGUGGAUCGCAUGGAUUGUCCAAUGCCAGCUGUCAGAUUCAGGUCAAACUCCAAGGAGAUCCAGGCACUGAAAGAAAAAGAGAAAAAUGAUUGGAAGAAUCUGACAUUGGAUGAGAAGAAGAAAUUAUAUAGAGCUAGUUUUUGCCAGACCUUUGCUGAGAUAGAAGCCCCAACUGGAGAAUGGAAAUCUGUGGUUGGCGUGUCCUUGCUUGGUGUCUCCUUAGCCCUCUGGAUAUACAUUUGGAUGGUAAAAUUUGUGUAUGCACCUCUGCCGAAAACUUGUUCAGAGGAAGCCAAAGCAGCACAGCUGCAGAGAAUGAUUGAUGUUCGAGCCAACCCAGUGUAUGGAUUGCCCUCAAAAUGGGACUAUGAAAAAGAAACCUGGAAGUCAUAAAGCAAGAAGCGGCCUUAGUUCAUCAAUGUAGUCCGUAUCUCCUGUCCUUUAGAUCAAAUGGCCUUUUUCUUAUCCAUCAUUUUUGUGGGAGUACUGGUUUAGAGUGCUGGAAAUUCAGUUCACCUUUCAACAUUGCUCUGUAGAUGAUUUUCCAUUUGUGUGAGUAGAAGGUGCCAUACUAUCUGAAGCCAGAGUAUGUACAUUCCUCCCGUCAGGUCAGGAAGAUGGCCAUCCAUCUUGAUGGGUGUUUGGAUGGUAGUGGUGCCCUCUAGUCAUGAAGUAUAAUUUUCCUUUGGGUUUUUCUGAGCAACUCAUCUGGAGACUUUUGAUCCUUGUGGUCUCACUCUUUCAUUGCUCAGGAGAUUUGUGCAAAUAAACAUGCUAAAUUAAGCAGUUCAUCUCUGCAUCAUGUACUUGUAUGCUAGUAUGCUGAUGUGUAUAAACUUUCCUACACAGUAAUGCACAACAUGUACACACACUUUCUCAGGAUGUGAGACAGUCUCAUAACUGAUUUUUUACUUGGAGCUCUUGGGCUGCUAUUGAUAAUACAGGGUGACCAAUGAAUUGGAUUAGCUACAUAGAGAUGGUUUUGAAGGUCUAUGGGUUUGUAUGACCUUAAAUCUUCAUAGUGCAGUUGACUACAUCUUGGGGAGAUGGAUUUUCAUUACAAUGUCACUUUUAAGGAUGAUGAUGCUGGACAUGAAAUUGGCAGGAAUUGUUGCUAGUAUGAUGAAUGUUCUUAAUGUCUACCAUGAAGUACCAAACUUCUCAUCACUGAUGAUGAGAAGUUUGGUAAUUAGUUGAAAUACUUGAGGGGAAUGGACUUGACUUCUUGCAGGACUGCUUCUUUGCAAAUUAUACAUUCCCCAACCUCCAUUGGUCUAUUUUGGCUCAUGAGCCAAGGGAGUGGAAUGAUGGAUGCCAAGGCUUUGGGGGGUGGGGCAGUGAAGUGUGCAUUUGUAGUCCUUGACCAAAAUAAAUUCCUCUGAAAGGGCAUUAAGCAUUUUUAAAGACUGCCUGAGAGCAAUCCCUCCCUUCCCACUAAAAGAAAAGUAAAAGGGACAACUGCCCAAAUAUUUGAGAGGGUGAGCCCCCAGCCAAAGUUUUGGGGAGAGAGAACCCCCCUACAAAAUGCCACCUAUGCCGAUGGCAUCUGUUCUUGGCAGCUGCUUCUAU